Messenger RNA from Melanotaenia boesemani (Boeseman's rainbowfish), 2004 nucleotides. RefSeq names its product phosphoribosyl pyrophosphate amidotransferase (gene ppat). Gene Ontology annotation, molecular function: amidophosphoribosyltransferase activity. The record is from RefSeq and is a predicted model, not a curated record. The transcript has 11 exons. Lineage: Eukaryota; Metazoa; Chordata; Actinopteri; Atheriniformes; Melanotaeniidae. Gene Ontology annotation, biological process: purine nucleotide biosynthetic process; purine nucleobase biosynthetic process. Bases 2 to 1528 code for a protein of 508 amino acids.
CAUGGAGUUUGAGGAGUCCGGGAUCGGGGAGGAGUGCGGAGUUUUUGGGUGUGUUGCUGCUGGAGAGUGGCCCACACAACUGGAGGUGGCUCAGGUCCUAACUCUGGGAUUGGUGGCGUUACAGCACAGGGGUCAGGAAAGUGCUGGAAUUGUCACAAGUAAUGGAGCCAGUCCACCCACAUACACAAGCCACAAGGGCAUGGGAUUAGUGAGCCAUGCUUUCCCACCCGAGGCUCUUCUGAAGCUGCGCUAUGGUAACCUCGGCAUUUGUCACACACGCUAUUCAACUACUGGGAUCUCAGAGCUGCAGAACUGCCAGCCCUUUGUGGUGGAUACGCUGCAUGGCAAGAUUGCUGUGGCACACAAUGGAGAGCUGGUUAAUGCCCGUGCCUUGAGGAAAAAGGUGAUGCGCCACGGUGUCGGCCUCUCUACCAGCUCAGACAGCGAGCUUAUUACACAGCUGCUGGCUUUAACUCCACCCAUGGAGGAGCUGGACACACCUGAUUGGGUUGCCAGAAUUAAAAAUCUCAUGACUGAAACUCCUACAUCGUACUCACUGUUGGUCAUGUUCAAAGAUGUUAUCUAUGCGGUGCGUGACCCUUAUGGGAAUCGACCCUUCAGCAUCGGACGGCUGGUACCCAUCUCCAAGCUCCACAGUAGAGCUGCAGGAGAGGAGGACACUGAAGGGUGGGUUGUGUCAUCGGAAUCUUGCAGCUUCCAGUCAAUCGGAGCCAAGUAUUACAGAGAGGUCUUACCAGGUGAGAUCGUCCAGAUUUCCAAGCAUGGUGUCAAGUCUCUGAGUGUUGUGCCCCGCCCUGAAGGAGACCUUCCUGCCUUCUGCAUUUUUGAAUAUGUUUAUUUUGCCAGACCAGACUCGAUUUUUGAAGGGCAGAUGGUGUAUACCGUGAGGCAGCGCUGCGGGCGGCAGUUAGCCAUCGAGGCUCCAACAGAUGCUGACGUGGUCAGCACUGUGCCAGAGUCUGCCACCCCAGCAGCUCUGGGCUAUGCUCAGCAGUCUGGUCUUCCAUACACUGAGGUUCUGUGUAAGAACCGCUACGUUGGCAGAACAUUUAUUCAGCCAAAUACCCGCUUGAGGCAGCUAGGUGUUGCUAAGAAGUUUGGGGUGUUGACGGACAACUUUGCUGGGAAACGUGUGGUGAUUAUUGAUGACUCUAUCGUGAGAGGCAACACAAUCUCCCCCAUCAUUAAACUGCUGCGGGAGGCUGGUGCAACAGAGGUCCACAUCAGGGUGGCGUCUCCACCUAUCAAGUUUCCGUGUUACAUGGGCAUCAACAUUCCAACAAAGGAGGAGCUGAUUGCCAACAAGCCAGAGUUUAAAGACAUUGCUGGUUAUAUUGGUGCUGACAGUGUGGAGUAUCUAACCGUGGAGGGCCUCGUAUCAGCUGUCCAGGAGGGGAUUACCUCCUUCCAAGAGGAUAAGAUCAGCUCCAAUAACAAGUCCAGCCAGAGAAUGGGCCACUGCACUGCCUGCCUGACUGGGAAAUAUCCAGUGGAGCUGGAGUGGUAAAUGCUGUGACAUCGCUACAACCAACUACAGCAGCAACAGCACUGUGGAAGAAUAACAAACUUCCCAAACAGGAACGACUUGGUCCGUUAUCUCAGUGCUGCUACCAGGAAAAUGUUACAGCACAGGACUUUUACUACACUCAGAACUCUGCUCAAAACUUUGACCACUGGCUGAACAUGAUGCUGCUGGUCAUCUCCAGGGGCGGAGCUUUGCAGCACUGUACUUUUUUUUUUUUUUUUAAACAUCCUGAUGUUACUGGUUGGUGUGAUUAUGGGAGCACUUUUCUGAGAAUACCAAAAUAGCCUUUUGUUAAUGUGUUGUCUGUAAUGUUCCAACAUAAAUGUAAACACUAACUUCAUCUCUUCAUGUGUUAUCUAAGCAUUAACAGAACAUUCAAUACUUUCCAUGUCAGAAACGCACACAAAAGAUACCGACCAAAAAGUGAAAUGACCUGUACUUUAUUUACUUAAAAUGAA